AUGGUGAUCAAAAAGCUUCUGUAAGAUUUCAACAAAGACAGCAAGAGUUAUUAAAACAAAAACAAAAAUCAUUAGUGUUAAUGAUUGGUGAUAAUGGAAAUUAUGAUACUCGAACAACGCAGCAAUUUCCAAACAUAGUAAAUCAAGUUAAUGAACUCGACAAAAACAAUAACGAUAACGAUAAUAGUUCACAAAAAAUUUCAAGGGUACCAUCUUCACCUACUUUGGAAAGAUAUGCUCCAGAUUGUACUAUUAUUACUCCGCCCAAUAAAGUAACACCAAAACCAAGAACAUCUUCAUUAAGUAAUAAUCUAGUUCUUGGUAUAAGAAGAAUUAAAACAUACGAUAAUUUAAAAACUGAUGCUGUAGAAAUG
Messenger RNA from Racocetra persica, 374 nucleotides. The record is from the annotation of a GenBank genome assembly. NCBI's taxonomy places the organism in Eukaryota, Fungi, Glomeromycota, Glomeromycetes, Diversisporales, Gigasporaceae.